UGAUUUUGCAUUUCCGGGUGGUAGCCAAUCGUAGACACGGGUUCCAGCUGUCCUCCUGCACUCAGAAUGUCAAUCUCUAUAUACAGCCGCCAACACCCUACCAAAUACCACAAUGGAAAAUUGUUAAAUAUAAUCCCUGCACACAGUUAAUCCUUUGAUCGCCCCUCAUGUUAACCCCUUCCUGCUCAGUGCCAUUAGUACAGUGUCAGUGCUUUUUUUUUAGCACUGAUCACUGUAUUGGUGUCACUGGGGAUGUCAGUGACACCAGGUCAGUUCCCCCCCAGUGUCAGAAUGUCCACUGCAUUCCCGCUAUA
Messenger RNA from Staurois parvus, 314 nucleotides. The record is from the annotation of a GenBank genome assembly. Lineage: Eukaryota; Metazoa; Chordata; Amphibia; Anura; Ranidae.